Molecule: messenger RNA, 4088 nt
Organism: Bufo gargarizans (Asiatic toad)
Lineage: Eukaryota; Metazoa; Chordata; Amphibia; Anura; Bufonidae
Gene: KANSL3
Product: KAT8 regulatory NSL complex subunit 3
Exons: 23
Coding region: 178-3474 (1098 amino acids)
Biological process (GO): positive regulation of transcription by RNA polymerase II
Cellular component (GO): NSL complex
Source: RefSeq, a predicted model, not a curated record
CAGCGUGACGUCAGACGCACGUCUCUGCCCUGAGGACGUCCAUACGCUCUAACGACGCACCGGGCCGCAGCCACCGGGAGACCGAGAAGCGCCUCUGGGAGGGGUAGGCGGGGCUGAACAUGAGGUGGAGAAGGAUUUAGUACUUUCUCCAGACCCCGAGUCUGUGGAGCAGGAACGAUGACGCAUCGGACAGGUGACCGAGACCUACAGUCCUCUGCUAGAAGAAUGGGCACGUCUCUCCUUUUUCAGCUGUCAGUCCAUGAGCGAGAGCUGGACUUGGUAUUUCUAGACCACAGCUAUGCAAAGCCUUGGAGCGCCCACCCAGAUGCCAGUAAUGCCCGUCCCACUCGUACCCUGUUCAUUACUCCACGGAGACAACAAGAAAGUGCAGUUGAAGCAGAUGUUCCCAUUGAUGUUGAGACCGUCUCUCCAUCACCCAUGCCUUUAUAUGACAACCAGAAGGCAAGAAGUGUUAUGAAUGAGUGUGAACGCCAUGUGAUUUUUGUACGCACGGACACUGAAGCUCCACCACCCCCUGAUGACUGGGAAGAUCACGUCAACAGAACUGGCUGGACUACUUCCCAGAAUAAACUUUUUAAUAAGAUUUUGAAAGCCCUACAAUCUGACCGUCUUGCUCGACUCGCUAAUGAUGGUGCAGUCAAUGAACCAGUCUUGAGAAGAAUUGCGGUGGAUAAGUGUGCACGUCGUGUACGACAAGCUUUGGCCUCUGUAGGCUGGGAUACCAAGUUGGUUCAGUGGCUGCAUACGACUCUUGUGGAAACACUCAGCUUGUCCUUACUUGCUGCUUAUCUGGAUGCAUUGCAGACGCUGAAAGGAAAGAUCCCUGCUCUUAUUGACCGCAUGCUCCUGGCGUCCACUGUGAGGGCAGGAGGCGCUAGCGCUGAAGCUUUAUCUUUGCUGUUGAAGAGACCAUGGGACCCAGCAGUUGGAGUGUUGUCGCAUAACAAACCUAGCAAGCUUCCAGGCUCCCCUCUCAUCCUUAUUGCCCCAUCAGGACCCACAAACUCUAUUUUCCCCACCUCGCGGCGGCACAGAUUCUGGCAAUCUCAGCUUUCUUGCUUGGCCAAGGUCAUCCCUGUUGGCUCCCAACUGAUAAACAGUGGUGCUGGGCAAACCUCUUUACAGUGCCUGGAAAACAUGAUUGCCGGAUUACGGGGGAAAGUUAUUGAGGUUCACAAUCAUUUUCCUCACAAGCCUGUCAUUUUGAUUGGGUGGAAUACCGGAGCUUUAGUUGCUUGUCAUGUUUCUCUUAUGGAAUAUGUGACCGCCGUGGUAUGUUUGGGAUUUCCUCUACUCACUAUUGAUGGGCCCAGGGGGGAUGUUGAUGACCCUCUGCUUGACAUGAAGACACCAGUUCUUUUUGUGAUUGGUCAGAACGCUCUUCAGUGUCACCCAGAAGCAAUGGAGGACUUCCGAGAGAAGCUCCGAGCUGAUAACAGUCUGGUCAUUGUUGGAGGGGCUGAUGAUAAUCUUCGGAUAAGCAAAAUUAAGAAAAAAACGGAGAGCCUGACACAAAGUAUGGUGGACCGAUGUAUCCAGGAUGAGAUUGCCGACUUCCUUGCAGGGGUCUUAACGCGAGCAGAUGGCCAUUCUGGUUCUGAUCCGCGUGAUCUUGAUGCAGAGAAGAAAAAAAAGCCAAGAGAGUUCCUGAGGAGAGACUUAUCACUUGAUCUGUCAGAGAGGAACAGCAGGCCAGCCUCUCCUGCAGCUCGUUUCCCUGCUUCCCCUUCUGGUUCUGAGGAUUUGUCCAGCAUGUCGAGCAGCCCAGCUUCCAGCCCUAAAACCAAGUUAACUGCGAUGUCCUCGUCACAUAAACCGGGACAGACAACUGUGCCUAUAAAGACUCAGAUUCAAAGACCGGGAGCCACCGUGAACCCUAAACAAGCUCAAGCUCAGUUUGCAGCUUUCCUGAAGCAAAAUAUGCUGGUGAGAAAGUCCCUGCCGACAGGCUCGCCCUCCUGUGUGUUUGUCCCCGUCUCUUCAGAAUCUUCAGAGGAAAAAGAUGAUCUUCGAGGACAGUUGAAGAGGCCUCCUAGUCCUGGAGGUAACAUUGGAGUGAAACCUUCCAAGCGUGCCAAAAUCAAAGUGACCAUUGUCUCCCAUGGAGAUGCAUCAGGAGGAGAAAACACCACUUCACAGGAAGCUUUAAAGUCUUCAUCCACAGCCAUGAUUGGCCAAUCACCCGUGGGCUCCAAAGAGAUAGCCAGCCUUCUGACAUCACCAAAACUGGUAUCUGAAAAUGUACCAUCCAGCGGUGUCUCUUCAGCCCUGAUCCCCAAUACAUCUGCCCCUAGUGCUUUUCACUCCAUCCAGAGUCGGUUAGCUUCCAGUAUUUCUCCCGCUGUACAGCACCAACAGGCAGGAGCAUUGACAGGUACGAGUUCUGGAGCCUCUGCCAGCAGCCUCCUGCAGGGGUUAAGUUUCAGUCUUCAGGAUAUAGGAGGUAAAUCACCUGCCCUCCCCAGCACUACAGCCAAUACUGGAUCCACCACACAGGCAAUGACUGUCAAAGCUCCUGCCCAGCUCCAGGGAUUGGCCACCAUCACCACCGGAUCUGGCACAAUCCUGCGCACUAUACCUGUAGUCACUGCUUCCUCCUCCCUUGUGGCAUCAGCUGGUGGGAAACCAACUGCAAUCCAUCACUUGCUUACAAAUGGUGGCCUAGCAAAACUGGCUAGUAGCAUCCCUGGUCUGGCACAGUUAUCCAGCCCGUCUGCAGGUUUAAAAGCACCAACCACCAUCACAGUCACCCUUCGUGGUCAGCCAGGUCGUGUUGGCACCCUCAGCCAGGCCAAUAUGGGAGUAGGGUCCCAGACUAAACAAGAUGAUGUCUCCCAACAGGCAAUAGAGUCUUCCUCCACCACGGUUUCUGCUAGUAAACUUCUCCCCCCUCUUGUGACAGAGCAGUGCAAGGUAUCAACAUCCAGCGACAGGACACCUGGGGAAAAAACAUUGUCAAUAGUGCGCGCUGUGACCCCUCCAGCAGUAACUACAAGUCCACCCAAGACAUUGUACGUCAUGUCAGAUGCCAAACUUUCGGCAUUAACCAAAUCUGUGGGCAGCGAACUGACUUCUCUACCCCUCAAACCUAUGACCUUACAAAGUUCGUCAGCUGUCAACCCUGGAACAGUGACUUUUACUACACCGUCGCUUGCCAGUACAUCGAAUCCAGCCUGCACCAUGGUGCUGUCCAAGAUUGGCCCAGUUUUACAGGCGUCUUCUAAAACUGUCAUCUUGGCGAAGACCGAAGCAAGUGAGAAAACUGGAAACCACUUAAGUGCGGUGGAGAGUCUAGGCAGGGUACCAUCGGUCGUCGAUGAGGGCAGCACCAUAAUUCACAGCCGAGAAUCACUGGUCAAUAGGCAGCUUCUGCAACCCUCUUUGAUAGCAUUGUCUGGCUCUAGUAAUAUGGUUCAAGGCCCUGGGACAUCAGCCAAUCAAAAAACACAAUGACUACCUGUUUGGUAUAGAAAAAGCUAAACAAGCAGAAGAAAGCAAAAGCUCUUGAAUUCACAUCGCCCUUGUGUCUCCUGCUAAGGUUUUCGAACCUAACGUUUACACGGACAGUGCGUUCCUGCUGUGCACAAAUCCAAAGACAUGUUUGAUUGCUGUUUUAUUCUUUUGUGUGUAUGAUGGAAAUGUCAAAGCACGUCCACGGGCAAGAUAACUAACUAAUCUGUUUAAGUACUGUGAGUAACCGGAAUUGGUGCAACGAGCCUAAGUGAUAUUGCUGGUGGCUUUGCCCAGAAAAGAUCCCAACAUUACCAGGCAAAAAUGAUGUUAGUGCACUUCCACCUGACUGAGAUUCCCAUGCGUCUCUCUUUUUUGUGUGUAUCAGCAAAGUAGCCUUUAGGAACUAUUGCCACUUUUGUACGAGAAAUGGAAGGAGAGACCAGAAGCCAGCAAAGCAAGCAAUUUUCUUGUAUAUAGUUAGCAGGGAUGUAUCAGUUGUAUAUGUUUGUAAAAUAUGUUACAAAUAGGAAUUUUUAGAUGUGUAUGACUAAUAGUAAGUACGUUUGACACGCUGUAAAUUAUAUAUAAUUUCAACAAGGAGUCAUAAAAGUGGA